Dendronephthya gigantea is the source of this 1701-nucleotide messenger RNA. Its product is annotated as cysteine desulfurase-like. The record is from RefSeq and is a predicted model, not a curated record. The transcript is spliced from 5 exons. NCBI's taxonomy places the organism in Eukaryota, Metazoa, Cnidaria, Anthozoa, Malacalcyonacea, Nephtheidae. Bases 211 to 1578 code for a protein of 455 amino acids.
UAUAUAGUAUCAUCAUUAGUGGUAUUACCCAAACAUACGUAAUCAACAACUCUUGUGUGCCAAUUGAAAACUCUCAAGUCCGUGCAUAUAUACUUGUCGUGAUGCAAAGUAUAAAAUAUGUGAGCAUGGCUGACGUAACCAUCCGUACCCUUGAGUGUAUAAAUUUCAGCCCAGCAUUGAGGUUGUGCACAAUCGAAGAGAAGAAACAAGAUGGCAAGCAAAAUGGCAAGUUCGUCGACAGCGUUGAACGAUUCUCCCAGUUUAAAAGUGGUGAAAAAGCUGUGCAACCGAGGUCUCGUUAGUUUAAAGUUCUUGAAGAAUUUUAAAGAGAAGUUUGGAGCAGUAAAGGCUGUUGUAAACAGCAAACGUGUGCACAGGGCAAAUGACGAAGAGUAUUGGUUGGGCAUUCGUAAAAUGUUUGCUUACGAUGAGGACGACGAGAACGAUGCCCUUCCAAUCAACGCCGCAAACCUUGCGCCAACUUUUAACGAGGUGCAGUUGAUCCAGAAUGAAUAUUUCCUUGAAUUGAAUAAGAAUAUCGCUAUCCAGAAUCGUUUGGAAGUUUUCGGUUUGGUAAUCGAUGAAGCGCGUGCUUUGAUCGCAAAUCAACUCGGAGUUAACUCGGAUGAAAUAGCCAUCAUGCGAAAUGCAACCGAGGCAAACAACAACAUCAUUAAUGGUCAAUUAUUCAAGCCAACUGACGAGGUCGUCAUUUGGGAGCAAAACCAUGGGUCAGACAAGGAGGCCUGGUACAUCCGUCAGCAGCAACAAUCAUUCAAGAUUCCCUCUGUGCCAUACGACCUCGAAGGUGCCACCUCAGACAGCGACAUCGUGAAUGAGUUCAUGAAGUUUGUUAACGAGCAUACGAAGUAUGUCACAUUUUCCCAUCUCUCCAACGUUGGUGGCCGUCUGUUGCCCGCGGAAGCAAUUUGCAAAGCUGUCCAUUCUAAAUUCCCACACUGUCAUGUGCAUGUCGAUGGUGCGCAGACAUGGGGCUGCAUGGAUAUGAAUUUAGCUGAGAUGGAUUGUGACAGUUAUGCCUCAUCAAGCCACAAGUGGUUCUUUGGUCCCAAAGAAACUGGAAUAUUGUUCAUGAAGAAGAGUCGUAUUAAGAACUUUUAUCCGAACACCUUUGGUUACGACUUGAAGAUUAACCUCCCUAAGAAGCUUUACCAUGAUGCCAGAAGAUUCGAAACCCUUGGCACGCGUUCAGAUCCCAGUUUGAUGUGCUUGCUCAACACUGCAGAAAUUCUGGGGGAUAUUGGUUAUCAAGCGAUUGAAGCUCGGGUCCGCUAUCUGGGUACUUUGGUAUACGAUGGUUUCAAAAACUUACCAAAUUUUCCCAUGACAACACCAGCAAAUGAAUCUCAACGUAUUGGCGUGAUCGUUGCAGACGUAGAACCUCAGUGGGGCCAAGACCUGUAUAAUUAUUUGUACGAUUAUCACAGAAUCGCAGUAUCCAGUACAGGUGGUAUACGUAUUUCGCCAACAAUCUCCAACAUGCCAUAUCAGAUAUCUUACUUAUUGGCUGCCGUCGAAGAAUUCAUUCUAAAAAACCCACCUCCACCUAGAAAUUAGUGAACUAUAAAGUAAUCUUUUGAAUCGAUAUACAACUUGACAUGCACGUGCUACUAUAUAAUUAGAUUUAAUAAUAUGUAAUCGCAUCUUGUAUUUCUGGGAUUAAAAUUAUAUUGCAAUAAU